GGGUGCUGUGGCAUUUGCGCUCGUCCCCACACACUCUGCCUUGCGCACAUACAUAUUUGCACACACCUUAGUCCCAAGCUAGUCUCCUUCCACUGACUGGCAUAGGUCCCAGAGCAGACUUUUAGUACGGGAGGAAAGUUUGAGGCGUUAUUUCAAACCUAGGGAGUAGGACAUAGUGCUGGUAGAUAGUGCAGGUGUACGGCGACAAAGAGGUUUAUUAGAAGGGAGCUGGGAAAAGUUUACUUGCAAGUUGGAGUUGUUCCACUUUGACUGUUGGGUGUCUGCUGUCAUUCGAUUCUUUAUAUAGUGCUUUAUUUUUAUCCUGGGACAGCGUUCUUGCACACCGGACCGCGUUUGUGUGCUCUUCAAAGCUCCAUCUGCAAGUAAACGUGUGCAUAUUCAUCGUUGUUUUCUUGAAACCGGGCCAUGGCCGACACAGACUUCAAACUGGAGCGCGCAGUCUACGCCGAAGUCUCUGAUGACGACGAAGAGGCCGCCUUAGUUGCGCCUGCUUCCAAACCUGCCAAAUCUGCCAAGGUGUUAACCUCAAAACGUGGCGAUGAUGAUGAUGACGACGAUAACUCCGCCAAGGAGGUGAACCUGGUUUUGGGACCGGGGCUUGAUGGAGGUGGCAGUGAUGAUGUUGAGAAGUCAGAGGCCCAGGCUACAGGAAUGAUGGUUCUGGCACUCCUAGAUAAAAUCAUAGGUGUGGUGGAUCAAAUCCAGCAGACCCAGACAGAUCUGGAGGCCAGGCAGGAGAUCAUGGAGAAGAAAAUGAGCAGCAUCCAGACAGACCUGACCAAGCUGGGGAAGAGCCACGUUGGAACGGCCGGAACGGUCAACAAGCUGCUGGACAAGGUGCGCAAGGUAAACGUCAACGUGAAGAGCGUGCGCACGGACCUGGAGAAGCAGGUAGGACAAAUCAAAAAGCUGGAGAACAACGAACACGAGCUCCUGAAGAGGAAGAACUUCAAAGUGCUCAUCUUCCAGGACAAGGAGAAACCUGUGAAAGUCUCCAAGAAGCUGGUUAUAGAGGAAGGUGAGCAGGUGCUGAGUGAAGAUGGAGAAGAACACGAGGAAGAAGUGGAGAUUGAAGAAAUCAUUGAGGAAUCUCGUGCCGAGCGCAUCAAACGCAGUGGCAUGCAGAAGGUCGACGAGAUAAAGAAGGCAUUCAGCAAGGAGCAGAUGGAAAUAAAUAAACAAAAAACCAAGGAUAACCUGGAGAAAACCAGACAGAGAACUAAAGAGAACCUGGAGAAAACGCGUCAAAGAACCCGAGAGAACAUCGCGAAGACCAGGAAGACCUUGGGUAAAAAGAUGGGGAGGCUGAGAACAAGGAUCACGCCUAACGCCGAACGUCGCGAGAAAAUCCGUAGCUCCAGGGAGAAGAUGAAAAAGUCGUUAUCGCCUGAUCACACCGUCUACGCCCGCUCCAAAAUAACCACCUACCGCGUCCCGCCGUUCACCUUUUACGUGAAGAAGGACCGCGGGGGUGAGAUUGAGCCCACACCGGAGCCUCACCCAGAGGAACAGGUGGAGCAGCAUGAGGAGGUCCAGGUGGAGGAAGGAGUGACAAAGGUGGAGGAAGGUGAACUGGUCAAUCUGGACAGCCCAGAAAUGGAGGCCUUGCUAGAGGCAGCUGAUCACUCACGGCUGGUGAUACAGGAUACGGUGAGACCCAGGGAAAAAGCAGGCCAGUAAAUCCAGGUCGAAAGCCUGAGGAAAAGCUCAACGUUGAUAUGCGGUGUGGAGGUCUGGACAUGAGUAAGAAUAAAUGGAUGUAGGGAAUUGGGAUGUGCUUGAUGAUGGGUUAAGAAGGCAACGCAAUGUGGAAUAGACUUGACCUCUUGGCUGAACAUUUUGUUGGUUUGUUUCUUUUAUCUAUUAAACCCCAAGUUUGUGAUUUUUUUUUUCUUUCAGAUGUCAAUUUCUAAAAUUGAUUAAUGGUCUCAUUUUAUUGUGAUAAAAUUGUACUCCAAGUACUUUAAAAUAGUUUGGUUGUGAUCUUAAAGAACAUGAAUGUAAUGUCACAAAGCUGAAUGUGUGUGGGGUGGUGCUAACAUAAAAAAAAUAUAUAUUUUCAUAAAUACUCUUAUGACAUUGAUAUCCUAUUAGAUGGGAUGUUACGUUAACCUAAAUGUUAUUAUUAACGUUAAACCCAAACUAGGUAAAGCAAGAUAUUGUUUAAAUAUUUAUAUUAAAGUACCUUUAUCUGGACACACUGUAUUAUGUCUCACUUGGUUACAUGCAUGAUUUUAUGGGUAAAAAUAGCAGGCCCGAUGUUUAUCUGAACCUUUUCAAUGCAGUGAAUGAUAAAGUGUUGAUAUGAAAGUGAAACAGUACAGUUAAUGUGUUGUAAGGAAAAAUGAAUUCAGUUUAAAGCAAAAAAUACACAAAAGGAAGUAAAGAGAGUUGUUGACAUAUUGAAGAUUUUCUCUGUUAAGGCUGAAGGUUUUCAUAAUCACAUGGCUAAAGCAAGCUGUUUUUCUGUUUAGUCACCAAUAUGGUUGUAAUCCAAAGUCCAAAAUGUUUUACAUCCUUCGCUCACUGACUCAGACUUUGAGGAAAUGUUUCAGAUGUUAAAGUUAUUGGGAUGAUACAUGUGAUAUUCAAACCGAAUCUCAGUUUGAUUUAAAACGGUUGUUUUUCAAAGUUUGUGUGUAUUUAUUCAGAGGUUUUGGGUGAUUCUCCUGUUUGUACAGUUUUACACGCUCACAGCAAGUCUGUUUAUUGUCUUUCUCAUACACAUACAUGAAUGCAGUAUUAUGUAAUCAGGGACCUAUGGAAACAUAUUUCUCGUAUACUAUAUUUGAGCAAUUUCUGUCAAAAUACCGGACUGUGUAGUUCACAUCAUUCAAGUAAAUAGGAACACAUCAUCAAACUUUCAUUGGACUUCAAUGACCCACAUUAUCAUAGCAUGUAGUCUCAUUUUUUUCAAACCAUAAACUCAAAUAUGUAGUUUUUGUAUCAUGCCGUUUAUGAUCUGAUGUUACAACAGUUAAUGCAGCAUUCAAAGGGAUAAUUUUAUAGAUGUGUAGGUUUGAAUGAAGUCAAAUAAAGCUCUGCAUUGUUCUUUGUUGCCCUGUGAGAUUUGUGGCUGUAUAAAUGGAUUAGGUGUAGGUUGCUUUAAAUAAAUAAAUAAAUAAAAGUGUAACCUCAAUAAAACCCUUUUGUGCUUGUGCAUUAAAUUAUUAAAUAUCACAAAACAUCACAGGAACUUAAAGUACAAUGCACAUAUCAAGUGACAAUUAUCAGAAAAAAAACCAGGGUAAAUAAAUAAUGUACAGCUUAUUUUUAAACUUAUUUUUUGGUGUAUAUAU
This is a messenger RNA of Paramisgurnus dabryanus, 3320 nucleotides long. RefSeq names its product caveolae associated protein 1a (gene cavin1a). The record is from RefSeq and is a predicted model, not a curated record. Gene Ontology annotation, biological process: transcription initiation at RNA polymerase I promoter; termination of RNA polymerase I transcription. Gene Ontology annotation, molecular function: rRNA primary transcript binding. Lineage: Eukaryota; Metazoa; Chordata; Actinopteri; Cypriniformes; Cobitidae. Gene Ontology annotation, cellular component: cytoplasm; caveola.